Tetrahymena thermophila SB210 is the source of this 638-nucleotide messenger RNA. Its product is annotated as transmembrane protein, putative. NCBI's taxonomy places the organism in Eukaryota, Ciliophora, Oligohymenophorea, Hymenostomatida, Tetrahymenidae. The record is from RefSeq and is a predicted model, not a curated record. The transcript has 2 exons.
UAAUUUUCAAGACAUUGCUUUUGCUAUAAUUUUAGUAAUUAAAUAACACUUUUUACUAAAACUUCUAAAUUUGAUAGUAAAUAAAAGAGAAAUUAUUUUUAUUAUAAAAAUGAAAUCUUUUAUAAGAGAGCUAAUUGUUGCAGCUAUUUUAUUUAUAAUCUGUUUUUAAGUUUGUUUUACAUAGACAUAAAAUGAAAAACAAAUAGAAUAAGAAUUUAAAAAUGACUUUUAAAAUCUGGAUGAUAUGAUGAAAGAAAUUGAAGACCUAACUAAACUACUCUUGGAAGAAUCAAACGAUUUAGACACUGAAAAAAUUGGAAGUAUAGAAGAUAAAUUAGCUUCCUUAAAGAUUGACAUGGAUAGCGUAGAGUCUAAAUGGAAGGAUUUUUCUGAAAAUUAAAAAGAUAGGAAAGAAUCUGAUACUAAAAUUAAUUAAAAUGAUUAAUAAUAAGAAGAUAAUUAAUAAAAAGUUUAAGACAAAAUAAAUAAAGCGGAUUUGUGAUAUUUAUUUUAAUCAGCGAUCAAAAUUUAUUAUAAAAUAUUCUUUAUCUAAAAUUUGAUUCAUGCAUAAAUUCUAUUAGUUAUUUUUUUAUUAAAUUGUUUAUUUUACUUAUAUAUAUCCAAACUAGCAAACACUU